AUGAGAAAGCGGAAUACCUUUAAACUUAAAACUAAAAAAACCACUUUUAUCCAAUUUAUCACACAAAUUUUAAUAAUAAUGAUAAAAACCACAACAGAAAGUGAUAUCACCUUAGAAUCUCUUGAAAAGAAGUUAGUUAUAGAUUUCGGCCACCGCUCAAGAGUAUGACUUGUAGAGCACAGACACACCUUCUACGCCCUCAAAGAAGUCGCCAAAGCUGGUCUUUCUGAAAUAGAGGUCAGACAUUUAUUCGAAGAAAAACAAGCAUUGAGCAGUCUUAAGCAUCCAAAUAUUAUUAAGCUCAUCACUACUUUUAAAGACCACACAAACAUUUAUUUCCUAUUAGAGCUUGCCAAAGGUGCACCACUAAGCCAUAUCUUAAAGCAGCAGCGGAGAUUUCCAAUUGAGCAGGUUCAGUCAAUUGCUUUACAAAUUGCAAAUACUUUGGCAUAUAUUCACGCUGAAGGCUAUAUUUAUCGUGACUUAAAAUUAUACUUUUUCUUUUAAUAAUGUAUAUAUAUAUAUAUUUUUUUUAAAAAAAAUGAAAAUUCAUUUAUUCAAGAUUAUCUAACGUAUUAUUAGACGACACAGGCAAAGUGGUAUUUGUUGACCUUGGUUUAUGCAAAAAAAUAAACAACGAAAAGUAAACACAUAUUUAGAGCUUAUACAGUAACGGGUACUAGGCAUGCAAUGAGUCCUGAAAUGUUUAAGCAUCUAAUAGAUGGGACUGAGCCAUCUGGAUAUAGCUAUGAAAUAGACUGGUGGGCACUUGGAAUAUUAACUUAUGAGCUCCUAAAGAGCAGCCCACCCUUUGGACUAUAUGGAGAAGAUUUAUUCCCACACAUUUUGAGAGGACUGGAUUAUGUUGAUAUGACAGAAGUCCCAGAAAUUGCUUGUGAUUUUAUUAGGAAACUGCUGAACCCAGAUUUAAGCUUGAGGCUAGGACAUAAUAGCUCAAAUGAGGUGCUAGAUCAUCAGUUUCUUAGGACUGCGCCACCUUUGAUAGUCCCGAAUUCGACUCAGCUGCAAGUGAUACAGUCUUGGUGUGAAUUUAUUGAUCCUUCAGAACAAGUUUCAGAGCAAGAUUUAUUUAGAGAAUUUUAA
Blepharisma stoltei is the source of this 1104-nucleotide messenger RNA. NCBI's taxonomy places the organism in Eukaryota, Ciliophora, Heterotrichea, Heterotrichida, Blepharismidae. The record is from the annotation of a GenBank genome assembly.